This is a messenger RNA of Xenopus laevis (African clawed frog), 2897 nucleotides long. It is a transcript of the gene fam117b.S, whose product is annotated as family with sequence similarity 117 member B S homeolog. The coding region runs from base 399 to 2261 and encodes 620 amino acids. The transcript is spliced from 9 exons. Lineage: Eukaryota; Metazoa; Chordata; Amphibia; Anura; Pipidae. The record is from RefSeq and is a predicted model, not a curated record.
UCCCGCCUUCUUUCCUCAGCUCCUCUUUUUUUGCUUGGCACUAGGAAACACCGUUUGUCAUUGGCCAAGAAACAGCUACGAGAUGCCGUGUAACCAAUCCGCUCCCGCUGCCAGUGCGCCUAUUGGCCUGUGACCAUCAGCCAGUCAGAAAGCGGGAGUGCGGCGGUGGGUGUUUCCUUGGGACACUGGCUGUUGUGUUGUCUCGGGACACAUUUUCGGCGCGUGCCGCAGGUGCAGCUGCUGUGACACCCGCCGACCCUGCUGUGGUACAUUCGGGCGUACUGACCCGGUAACUCACAAGGAAUUGCCUAUUGUUUUUGCUUUCCGAUGCGGGACUAUUCUUCCGCCAUUUUGUACCACUGUAGGUAAUAGCCUAUUGGGUAAAGGCAAGAAGAAAGAUGUCCCAGCAACGUGUAAGAAGGAAUGGCUCUCCCACGCCGCCACCGACCCCGGUGCCAGGUGCUGCCCCAGGGAGUCGGCUGCAGCCCAUGAGGGCCACCGUACCUUUCCAGCUGAAACAGCACGGGAGCCCUACUCGGGGCUGCAAUAAUAACAAUGGGGCUGCCCAGCGAACCCCUCCCCGAACCGGCAGCCCCACACGGGCAGGAGGAGGAGAUGGCCUGGAAUCACCCCCGACAGUGACCAGCAAUCGAGGGAGCCCUACGGUGUCCACGCAAACAGGGGCGUCGCCCACGCGUGGGCAUCAUCAUCACCACUCCCACCAUCACCACCUUCAUCAUCACCAUCACCACCACAAUAACAACCAGCAUCCUCACCAGCAUGGGGUCGGCUCUCCUGCCUCCUCUCCCCCAGUCAUUACCAGUCCUGCUGACCCCUCCAUUGCAGGAAUCCCACCAGCCUCCUCAUCCUCUUCUCCCUCCCCUGUGGGUCUCUCAUCUGUAGGCAGACCUGGCUGGCAGCAAAGGGCCUCACCAGAGAGGAAGAGCCCCAGCUCCCCAAAAGGGGAUAAAACACAGCCUCCUUCAUUAAGUCCAUCAAGUUUAAUCCGGCGCACAUCUUCACUUGAUACACUUGCUGCUCCUUAUCUAUCAGGUCAUUGGCCUCGUGAUAAUCAAGUACAGGCAGCUCCUUGUAUGAAAGACCAGUCCACCCAGACGGAGAGUGCUUGGGCUGAAGAAUAUGCAGAGAAGAAGAAAGGGUCUCAUAAGCGCUCUGCAUCCUGGGGAAGCAACGAGCAGCUAAAAGAGAUUGCAAAAUUACGUCAACAACUUCAGAGAAGUAAACACAGCAGCAGACAUCAUCGGGAAAAAGACAGGCAGUCUCCAUUCCAUGGCAACCACUCUGCAAUUAACCAGAGUUCUAUGUCCAAAAACGUACUUACCCCAGUGACUAUUCCCAUUACAAAAUCCUCUGGGUCUCGAUUUCGCAACAGUGUAGAGGGGCUGAACCAAGAAAUUGAAAUAAUCACAAAGGAAAAUGGGGAGAAGGAAGAGCAACUCUUGAGGGUGGGAUACACCACUAUUCAUCUUGAAGCAUAUAUCCUUGUGGUUUCCCAGCAUGGAGACUGUUCAGGCCUUCUUGAUGUCAAUGGGAACACUUCAAUUGGUUUUCUGCACCUGCUCCCAAAGCCCCAAGAUAUCCCAGAUGGACAUCGUGCUCCCCCACCUCUAGCUCUGCGCAGUGUAGAUACUCAGACACCUGGAGGGGUUGACCGCAGAAGCAACAAUAGCAGCCGCCCACAAUCUGUGUCACCAGCCGCUUUCAUUACAAUUUCUAAUGAGUGCAACGAGGAAAGCCCUUGUCCAGUUGAUGACAAUAUUGCUGAUCCUCGAGACAAAGGGUGUUUGUUUUGGCCUGCAGAGAAUGGAAAUCAUUCCCCUCUUCCCAAGUAUGCUACUUCUCCAAAACCAAACAACAGUUACAUGUUCAAGCGAGAACCACCUGAGGGUUGUGAAAGGGUAAAAGUAGUUGAGGAAAGCACGCCUAAGCCUCUGCAUGAAAUUCCACCAUUUUACUGUCCAGAUAAGAACAAAGUGAAUUUCAUUCCAAAGAGUGGCUCUGCUUUUUGUCUGGUCAGCAUACUCAAGCCCCUUCUACCCAAUCAGGAAAUAACAUUCAAAGGCUCCAACCAUACUCUUACAGUGCCUUCUGGGAUACCAUCUUCACUGAUCCAAAACUUCAGCAUGACAUCCAUAUCAGGAAACCUAGAACAGGAACGUAAUUCUCGAGGGACAAAUACCUUUGCUCCCCCAUUGUCUCUGCUACACCCAUCAGGCCAAAUUGAUGAAGAAGAAGACUAAACACCACACUGGCUGUUCCUUGUUAGAGGGUCUGCGCUGCUCUGGUAACACAAGUGACUCAAAUGCAGUAUUUUCAUAAGCUCUUAAAUAAUAUUGACCAUAUUCUCUUUAAGCAAACUGGGCAGCAUGCAGAUGGAUACAUAUAUUUGUCAAGAUCUGCAAAGCACUAAUUCUUGUAUUAACAUAAAUCUUGUCUAAUAAUACAAUCUGGUGCCUCUAUCUGCAAAUUUUUAAUGAACUGAUGUAAAUGCUGCACCAGCAUUGUAUCAGAAAAGACUCUGUUCUCCUUGCUUUUUGGCCACUACUCACUGUGAUGCCAAGUUUCAUGCGCAGAACAAGACAAAUUGUCUCUCCCAUGAGAUCCGUCAUGUUAAGAGAAUAUAUGUAAACGUGUAAAUAGAAGGUUGAAAGUGAAAAUGAAUAGCAGAUUGGUGGUUAUGUGGUAUGUGUUACAUGGAAUUAGAUGUACUUCCUACGUCUUAAUCUUAUUGUACUUGACCACAUUGUGGAAUAUGUAUCCUACUUCUUUAGCCGAUAUUCAAGGGGAACUCCACACAAACAUAACUUAAGCUUUUGGAAAAACGUAAUUUCAAGCAACUUUGCAAUAUACAUCAAUUAAAAAAAUAUGCAGACUUU